Molecule: messenger RNA, 3346 nt
Organism: Lepisosteus oculatus (spotted gar)
Lineage: Eukaryota; Metazoa; Chordata; Actinopteri; Semionotiformes; Lepisosteidae
Gene: mlx
Product: MAX dimerization protein MLX
Biological process (GO): regulation of transcription by RNA polymerase II
Cellular component (GO): nucleus
Molecular function (GO): DNA-binding transcription factor activity, RNA polymerase II-specific; RNA polymerase II cis-regulatory region sequence-specific DNA binding; protein dimerization activity
Source: RefSeq, a predicted model, not a curated record
GGGCGACCUUGCUCUCCUUCCCGUGAUGCUCCGGCGUGGUUUCCAAGAUGACGGAGCCCAGUACUUCACCGGAGGACCCGUGGAGCAAACAGCCGGAUCCCACCUUCGCUGACAAUGGACUCGACCCCUCUUUCUUUUCGGACAGUGCAAGGAUUGGGAGUGUUGUUUCCAGAGCUAACAGCAUUGGUUCCACAAGUGCCUCCUCUGUCCCAAACACAGCUGAUUGCAUGACAGACAAUGAUUGUUCUCCAACUGCAGAUGACGAGGACAGCGACUACAGACACGAAGCCUCCUACAAGGAGUCCUACAAAGACCGGAGGAGGCAGGCCCACACGCAGGCAGAGCAGAAAAGGAGAGACGCCAUCAAGAAAGGGUAUGAUGAUUUGCAGUCCAUAGUCCCGACUUGCCAGCAACAGUCUGAUUUUCCCAUAGGAUCGCAGAAAAUGAGCAAGGCAACCGUGCUGCAGAAGACAAUCGACUACAUCCAGUUCCUGCACAAGGAGAAGAAAAAGCAGGAAGAGGAAGUGACCACGCUCAGGAAGGAAGUGAUGGCGCUGAAGAUCAUGAAAUCGAAUUAUGAACAGAUCGUGAAGGCUCACCAAAACAACCCCCAGCAGGGCGACGAGCAGGUGUCGGACCAGGUGAAGUUCAGCAUAUUCCAGAGCAUCAUGGACUCCCUCUUCCAGUCGUUCAAUGCCUCCAUCUCGGUGUCCAGCUUCCAGGAGCUGUCCGCUUGCGUCUUCAGCUGGAUCGAGGAGCACUGCAAGCCCCAGACCCUCCGUGAUUCUGUGGUGGACGUCCUCCAGCACCUGAACACUCAGUUAUACUGACUGAGCACCGUCUGGCUCCCACGGAGCACCGCAGCUCGCUGGCUCUGCACGGCGACCUGACCCUCGGAUCCACCCGGGCAAGUUAAAAACACACAGCUGUGGAAAAACAUACCCCCCCGUCAUGGAGAUGUCAAACACCUUCUCUUGUUGUUGUUACUGCCUUAAAGGAAGCUUUGUCUUGGAGUUAUCCCUAUUUAUUUGAUCUUUUCCUCUUUACUAAAUAUUUCUCUUUGGAGCUCCAGGCUCUAUAUUGUUUAGCACUAAAUAAAAGGAUCUGGCUUGCUUGUUUAUAAAUUCGAACCAUGGCUUCAGUGUUAAUUUGUAGUGACUCUAUGCCUCUACUGAAAUCUCUAUCUUUAUCUUGGCUACAGGUAAAUCUGAACUCAGAAAUUGUCCAAAUGAUUGGUCAAUCAUUUUUUUAAGAAAAGCAAUCUGGUUUGCACAAGUUUGUGUAUUCUUGUUUGUGAACUUUUUUAUUAGCUUUGUUUUUUAAAUGAGUGUUGUUUCACAGGCUGUUUUAAUGUAGCUUUUAUAAAUGGAAGCUGUUUUGUUUCCUCCCAGGAUGUCUGCCAAAUACCAGUGUUUUGCAAAUGUAAAUCCGUUUGUUAAAGCACCAGUUACUUUAGCAGAUACUGGGCAUAAAAUGUAAAUAUGUUGUAUAUAGAAAUACACAGUAUUCUGUGCAGCACUGUGGACCAGUGGUCGGGCUGUGGUUCUUCACACCAGAGGAUCAUGGGUAGUGGUUACAAGUGCUCCCUGAGCACUCCUGAGUAAUGUACUUUACUGGCUAGAUAUUGUCAAUUAGAAUUUCUUCUCUGUUGACCUGUCUUAUUAAAUUAAAACGAGGUAGUUAGGGUGAGGUGGUUCCUGGUUCUCGUUCCUUCCUUGUAUCAGUCCUUGAUCUUGAGGUGAGGUGAUCACUUACAUGAUCUACUACGAAAAACUGAUGUCUCUUCUUUUUCUCUUAUUUCGGCCUCAUUUUCCCCCUUAUUUUGCGUAAACUUCAAAAUGAGUUUGAUAUUUUUGCAUUUUUGGAAUAUUGACAGAAAUUGUUCAAAAAACAGAAUAGGUGCAUCUAAAUACCUGUUGUGAGUGGCUUUUUUUGCAAAGAUUGUGUUGCAUGUCACUCUGGUUCAGAUAAAACUAUCUGCUGUAAACAGAAAUUAGUUUGAAUGCAUCACUCCCUGCAGAGGUGUGAAGCUUAGGAGAAUACAGUUGAACUGGAUUGUCAGUGUUUCUCUGUGCCAAUCUGGUGUGCCAGCUCAGAUUGGCACAUGCCAUUUGUCAUGAAGUGAAGAUCUGCCAGAUACACUCCAGGCUUCAAAUGAGUAGCUGGAUAGUUCAUGCUUAGAAAAUAUUUAGCAGCAGACAUGGGUUCAAACGCAUUAGCAAACAUAGUUUAAAUGUUUUUUGAUUUUGUAUUUCCCCAUGUUAAUUGAGGUAAAAGUUAUCGAUCAGCCUUAACAACCUCCAUCCUUUCAAUUUAGUCAAACCUGUUCUCUUUCAGUUCUGACCUGCUGCCAGCAGAGAUCAAGGAGGUCCUGAAUAGGUACCUAUCUCUCCUCCAGACCAACCCCAAAAAAGGCUCGGGAUAAUGCGUGUUGAGUGGUAGGAGGAGCCUAGGAAAGAACCGGGAACCCCCUAAUAACAACGUCCUUUACUUUACACACAAAUAACAGAAGUGCCGAUAAAAAAAACAUAAUUAAUCUGUUUUCGGAUGUCUGUCGCGCGCAUGCAUUAUGGUACUGCUGUUUUUCAUUUGGGAUUUCUGAAUGUCAAAAAGAAAGGCAUUACAAAAUAAGAAAAGAAAACAUUCUUAGUGUUUCAUAUCUCAUUUUGCUGUAUGCACAGUGUAACAAAGUAAGCAUUCGUCUUUUUCUAUGUGUACUGUCUGCUAGGACAUUAAAUGUCAGCUCCUACAUCUGGGGUAGAAGUUCUGUGUUUUACACAUGAUUAUAAGGCUUGCUGGUUGGUCUCUUAUGUAGUGUACAGAAAGCUUUUUGUACAGUAUAUUGACAGCACUGAAGAGUGGGGAAUUUUAGUCUAAUUUAUAAACUUUAUAUCAAAUGAGCUGAGACUCUGGGCUUUCUUGGUCUCUUGGAAUAUAUACCAGUAUUUGAGUGUGACAGAUGAAUGAAUUGUAGUAUUAUUCAGUUCACUGUGGAAUUGUAGGAUAAAUGUAGACUCCCCCCCGAUUUUCAAUAGUCUGGUGGAGAAGGGUGAUGAAAUAUGAGUUGUCAUAGUAUUUGUAUCGGUGAUGAUUCCUGCUUCAACUUUUUCAGUGUAAACGUGAGUUAAGUGUGUGUGUGUUAGUAAUGCAGUAGGAAAGGUUACUGCGAGAGGCCUGUGGCCUGUCUGGUAGUUGGUACUUAUUUGAGCUGAGGAUCUCAUCCAGCUGUGUCUUGAAUGCCUUUAUUUUCUAGUUAAUUCAGAAGCUAAAACUGAGUUUAGAAUUCCUGUACUAUCAUAUGGAUUUGUUUUGUAAAACUAAUUUCUAUUAAAGCUGUUUUCAUCUA